AGAGAGAGGGGACUCCAGUUUAGGGACACAGAAAAGAAUGGGGUCCUUGUCGUUGGUGCUAAUUCUUCUGUCUCACGCCUGCGCUUUGAGUGCUUCAGAUUCAGGUCUCCACAAUGAUAACAUAUUUAUCCUGGCCGGACAGAGCAACAUGGCUGGACGCGGUGGCGUUGUUAACGGAACCUGGGAUGGAAUUGUCCCUUCCGAAUGCCAACCCAACCCAUCCAUCCUCCGACUCACUGCCGGACUCACAUGGGUGGAAGCUCGAGAACCCCUCCACGCUGACAUUGAUGCAAACAAGACAUGUGGGAUUGGACCUGGGAUGGCCUUUGCCAAUGCCGUGUUGAGGGACCCUGCCUUUGGGAUUGUGGGCCUGGUUCCUUGCGCCGUCGGUGCGACCAACAUAAGCGAGUGGUCUCGCGGGACUUAUCUUUACACCCAGUUGGUGAGGAGAGCAAAGGCGUCCCUGCAGCAUGGUGGAAAGAUUCGAGCUCUUCUCUGGUAUCAAGGAGAGAGCGAUUCUAAGAGUCCGGAGUAUGCUAAGUCCUACAAGGGUAAAUUGGAGAAAUUCAUCCUGGACCUGCGCACUGAUCUGCGGUCUCCUAUGCUACCAGUGAUCCAGGUGGCUCUAGCAUCAGGAGGACCAUUUAUAAAGAUAGUGAGAGAAGCUCAGCUGGGAGUUGACCUUCCCAACGUGACAUGCGUGGACGCCAUGGGACUGCCCCUAGAACCUGAUGGAAUACACCUCACCACCCCGGCCCAGGUUCGACUUGGAAAGAGGUUGGCCAGUGCUUUCCUUCAGACCGUGCCCACGCCCAUCAGCAAUAAUACUUCCAAAAGGUCGGGAGCUUGAGUUUAAGGAUGUUGAGUCCUCAUUGUUUAGGAGGUUCGAUUUUUUAGUAUAAUGCAAUGAUUGACUUGGGUAUUGCUCAGUUUGAGCUUAGCUUCGUACAUAUAGUCCUUUAUUUUAGUUAAUUUUUAUGUUUCUCAUUGGCUUACUACCUCUAGUUUAAUGGAACUUUCUCCAAUUAAGUAGACACUCAAAUUAUGUUUCGUA
This is a messenger RNA of Vitis riparia (riverbank grape), 1054 nucleotides long. Its product is annotated as probable carbohydrate esterase At4g34215. The transcript is spliced from 3 exons. NCBI's taxonomy places the organism in Eukaryota, Viridiplantae, Streptophyta, Magnoliopsida, Vitales, Vitaceae. The record is from RefSeq and is a predicted model, not a curated record. Bases 38 to 850 code for a protein of 270 amino acids.